AUGCUCAAAGAUUUCCUUAGAGAUGAUUACUAUUCAAGUAAUCCAUGCAAAACCUCGCCUGUGCUACUCAGAAGCAGAUCAAGAAAAGCUGCUGAAACUACAAUUUCUGCUAUCUACAAGGUCAUAAAUGUUGUUAAACUUUUCAAAUUUUCUUCUGUGAAAUCUCCAUUGGUUUUGCCAAGAAGCUUUUCACGUAAAUUAUCAAGAGGCAGCAGAAAUAGAAGCGAAAGUUUUCAGGACGUUUCAGUUACAGUGAAAGUCAAGGACAUUUUAAGGUGGAGGUCUUUCAGGGACUUGGUGGAGGAGAAAUCUCCGCCGGGCACCACCACAACAGCCGCCUUGGCCACAACCAUGGAAUUCCACAAUUUUUCAGAGGAGAAUAUACCAUUUUGGUGCAGUGAAAAUGCUGUGUUCUUGGAUGAAAAUGGGGUUGAAAUAGGUGAAACAUGUUUACCUAAGAAGACUGUCGGCCAGCCCACAAAUGAUAUAUCAGUAACAACAAGGAAUCCUAAGGGGGAAUUAUCAUUUGAGGAAUCUGAGCAGCACAGCCCAUUUUCAGUUCUUGAUUCUCUAUAUCGAGAAGAUGAAGAAUCCAUCUCACCUUUUCAGCAAAAAAUCUUUGCCAACGUUGAAAAUAGACAAUGCCAGCUCAUGCAAAGGAUUCAAGAAUUCGAGAAAGCAGAAGAAAAAUCCAUUUUCGACACUGAAGAGGUAGAUGAGGUAAAUGCAACUGAAGAGAAAGCUAAGCAGUUGCUCGGCCAUGUCAAGGCAAGAGAAUUAGCCAAGAAUUAUGAGGAAAACCCUUAUUUGGAUCAUAUUCUAUUGGAUUUCUUUAGGUUUAAACUGGCUACAAAAGGAAAUUUUGAUGAUUUUGAGGUAGAUUGUGUGAUUUUAAGGCAAGCAAAAUCUUGGAUUAAUGGAGAAUAUAAUGAUUCAUUUGAGUGGGCAAUGCAAUAUGUGAAGGAUAUGGAAAGAGGGCUCAUGUGGAAUAACAAGUUGAAAGAGGAACAAAAGAAGUUAGCAAUGGAUUUGGAGAUAGAGAUUUUGAGAAAUUUGUUUGCUGAGCUUUUGGAUGACUUUCUUACUUGA
Messenger RNA from Fraxinus pennsylvanica, 1089 nucleotides. The record is from the annotation of a GenBank genome assembly. NCBI's taxonomy places the organism in Eukaryota, Viridiplantae, Streptophyta, Magnoliopsida, Lamiales, Oleaceae.